UUAACCGCUUUAGAAGUACUCGGUUAUAAAGUCGUUGCAUCAUCCAGCACUAGCAUUAAGCAGGAUUAUAAUGAGUACAUGUGGACUAUGAGAAAAGAAUUCUCAGAACCCGAACCUGAUGUUGCUGUAAAAGCAGCUGAAGUAAAACCCAACGAGGUAUAACGAUACUUUUAGCGCGGCAAUGGCAACGACAAACACGUCCAAAAAGCAAGACCCCGUCGACGAGGAUGACGACACUUUCUAUUACAUCGGUGUAAAAGCGUCUCCGUUUGCAACCGAUUGCGCAGUCUUCGGUUUGCCACCGAAGGAGACAUCGGCUUUACGCAGUCGUUUCCCGCUGUCACCCAGUAGCCCCGUUGUAGUGAAUGGAAUUAUGCUAAAAGGCACACCAUUCUCCGUCAUAAAUGCUUUAGCUGAGCUCGGCUAUCGAGUUAUUUGUAGUACCGGAGAAGCCGAGAUACUUUGGACAUUACAGCGGGAAUGUUAAUGCUAUAUAAUUGGGCCUUUUCAUAAGCGUAUCAACUUUUAAAUGUAUUUUCUUGUGACUUGUAUAUACAUACAUAUAUUUGUAUAAACAUGUGUCUUUAUAAUUCAAACUGUAGAAAUUAAUAUUGAUGAAUCUAUUAAAUUUGCAAAGUCUUGUUUUUUUGCACUUACUUUAAUAUUUCGAAAUACAUGAGUGUUUAUCUAAAAAUACAUCUGUAGCUGCGCUUCGGCGAAUUUUCACGAGUUAAAUGUAUAUAUAUACGUGCGGACCAAUUAAAAAAUCUUUAUUUCUUAAAGAUGAUUGUAUCUUGCGAAAUGGGAUGAUACUGGAGCCAGUACGUAUAUGAAGUGUAGCUUAUUAGAGUAGUCGGAAAGUAAGAUGUACUAUCUUUUCUUUAGGAAACUAAUCUUUAUGAAGUCACAGGAAGAAUUUUUAUGUCAUGGAAAGUGAUAUUUUGUGAUUAUUGUGCGCAGCAACGUUGAGUUUCUUUGACGUAGUAAAAUUGUAUAAUUCUGAUAAGACUGUUGGGGAAGGGGGGAUAUAAUGAUUCUAGAGAUUGAACUACAUAAACACUUCUGUAACGUGUAUAAAUAAUCGCGUUGCGGAUAAUAAUUUAUUUACUAGUGGACACAGAAAUUUCGUCAGACCAAAGGAACGCGUGUUGACUGCAUCAAUAUGUCCGUUAUAUGCAAUACGGAAGUAUUAAUUAUACAAUGAUUUGUGAUAUAUCUUUACCUCGUUGCGUGGAAAAUGGGUUUUUUAUUGCUUUAUUGAGAACUCGUGAGUCUUGUAGGAUCCAGAUUGGGCCAGAUUGGGCCAAAUUGGUGUAUCGUUAUUUAGAUUGAGCCAGAUUGGUCCUCGCUCUUUAAACUGUGUUUAUUUAUAUUUGCGAAGAACGAAAUUUUAUUAUUAUGUAUGUAAAUCCCAUUUAUACUUAUAUUAUAUUAUAUAGUAUAGUAUUAUCUAUUAUACAAUAGGAUCUAUGCAAUCUUUUCCCACCAUAUGCUUUAAUAGAUGAUUUAUUAUGUUAUUAUUAAUGUUGUUACAUGCGAGAUAGUCGGUAGAGAUUGUUCCUUUGGAUCGAUUGCGGUCCAGAGAGUUUAAGAAUGUAAAACCACUUAGAAAAAAAUUGAUAUGAUAUUUGUGACAUUGUUUACUUGUUUGUCAAUCUUAUUGCAAAUUGUAAAUGUCAAUUGAAAAAAUCACUACAAAAACUUUUCUCUAUACUUGUUAAGAAUUAAAUCUAUAAAUUGAGCAAAGUUAUAAAAAAGAGCAAUUAUCUCGUAGUACAACAAUUAUGUGUUAACUCGUAUAUAAGUAAGAAAAUCAAAAGUUAUAGUUGGUGAUGGUAACAAAAGAAUACUUAGCGUUAUAAUUUGACAGUCUGAGUAGUUUAUAUAGUUUAUUCGCAGCGCUAAUUCUUGUUCGCGCUAAUUCGAUGUGACGAAUUUUAUAUUUAUAUAUCUAAUGAUAUCUCCGUCACAUGUGAAGCUGUUUUGUAUAUGUAUAACAAUAUAAUACAAAGGCCUAUAUUCAGCCUAUAGUUGUAUAUGAUUAUUUGUGUUACAAUAUGUAAGAAAUAAAUAUAUUGAUGAAGA
This is a messenger RNA of Monomorium pharaonis (pharaoh ant), 2085 nucleotides long. RefSeq lists its product as uncharacterized. The transcript has 3 exons. NCBI's taxonomy places the organism in Eukaryota, Metazoa, Arthropoda, Insecta, Hymenoptera, Formicidae. Bases 182 to 487 code for a protein of 101 amino acids. The record is from RefSeq and is a predicted model, not a curated record. Gene Ontology annotation, biological process: negative regulation of biosynthetic process.